Gastrolobium bilobum is the source of this 5454-nucleotide messenger RNA. Its product is annotated as protein NETWORKED 1D. Gene Ontology annotation, cellular component: plasma membrane. The record is from RefSeq and is a predicted model, not a curated record. Bases 1 to 5454 code for a protein of 1817 amino acids. The transcript is spliced from 4 exons. Gene Ontology annotation, molecular function: actin filament binding. Lineage: Eukaryota; Viridiplantae; Streptophyta; Magnoliopsida; Fabales; Fabaceae.
AUGGCGACUCUGUCCCAUGCUGAUUCUAAAAGAAUGUAUUCAUGGUGGUGGGAUAGCCACAUAAGCCCCAAAAACUCGAAAUGGCUCCAAGAAAAUCUGACAGAUAUGGAUGCCAAGGUGAAGCAAAUGAUCAAGCUUAUUGAAGAAGAUGCAGAUUCAUUUGCCAGGAGGGCAGAAAUGUAUUAUAAGAAACGCCCAGAGCUUAUGAAAUUGGUUGAAGAAUUUUACCGUGCAUACCGGGCAUUGGCUGAGAGAUAUGAUCAUGCAACUGGAGUGAUACGCCAGGCCCAUAACACUAUGGCUGAAGCAUUUCCUAAUCAACAAAACCCUCUGGGAAUGGCAGAUGAUUUACCUGCAGUUUCUUCCACGGAGACUGAGCCACAUACACCAGUGACAAGUCACCAUUCACAUACAUUUCUUGAUCCAGAUGAAUUGCAAAAGGAUGCUUCUACUCAUUUCCAUGCUAUCCAAAGAAAUGGAUGCUAUUCUGAUGAACAUGAUUCUGCUAUAAGCAGAAAGGGUUUGAAACAGCUUGAUGAUCUCUUCAUGUCAGGAGAACCUGUAAGUCAUGCGAAGUUUGCAGAAGGGGGUGCUAGAAGGGGGCUCAAUUUUCAAGACAAAGGGGAGAUUGAUGGGCUAAACAAUGGAAGCCAUGAUAAUAGGGCUCAAGUCUUAUCUGAGUCUGAACGGAUGACCAAAACUGAGACAGAAAUUUUGGCCUUAAAGAAAGCCCUUGCUAAAUUAGAAAGUGAAAAGGAAGCUGGCUUGCUUCAGUAUCAGAAGAGUUUGGAGAGAUUAUCUAAUCUGGAAUCAGAAGUGUAUCAUGCAAGAGAGAAUUCUCAAGGACUUGAUGAACUAGCAAGCAAAGCUGAAGCUGAAGUUCAAACCUUGAAGGAAGCCCUUACUAAAUUACAAGCUGAAAGAGAAGCAAGUCUUCUUCAGUACCAGCAGUGCUUGGAGAAAACAUAUAAUCUGGAGAAAAAUAUUUCUUCUGUUCAAAAGGAUGUAGGAGAACUUAAUGAACGAGCUACUAAAGCUGAAACUGAAGCUGAAUCCCUAAAGCAGGACCUUGCUAGAGUUGAAGUUCAAAAGGAAGCUUCCCUUGUUCAAUAUAACCAGUCCUUAGAGACAUUGUCAAAACUGGAGGAGAGGUUGGUACAACGUGAGGAGAACGCAAGGGAAAUUAAUGAGCAAGCUAAUAUAGCUAAAAAUAAAAUUGAAGCCAUGAAGUUAGAAAUUGCUAAACUUACUGAAGAGAAGGAGGAAGCAGCUCUUCGUUAUCAGCAAUGCUUGGAGAUAAUUUCCAGUUUGGAGCAUAAACUCUCAUGUGCCGAAGAGGAGGUGCAUGGGCUAAAUUGCAAGUUAAAUGAUGGGGUUGAAAAGUUACAAGGUUCUGAACAGAAGUGUCUUCUCUUAGAAACAUCAAAUCAGACUCUGCAAUCCGAAUUGCAAUCUUUGGCACAGAAGAUGGGGUCUCAAAGUGAAGAACUAAGCGAGAAGCAGAAGGAAUUGGGUAGACUUUGGACAUGCAUACAAGAGGAACGGUUGCGAUUCAUUGAGGCUGAAACUGCUUUCCAAACUCUUCAGAAUUUGCAUUCUCAAUCUCAGGAAGAACUUAGAUCUCUUGCUGCUCAGCUUCAUAAUAAAGCUGGAAUUCUGGAGAAUAUGCAAUCCUGUAAGCAGGCUUUACAGGAUGAAGUACACAAGGCCAAGGAGGAAAACAAAAUUCUAACUGAUCUCAAAUUGGCUUCAUCUUUGUCUAUUAAAAAUUUGCAGGAUGAGAUUCUAAAUCUGAGGGAGACAAUAAAGAAACUUGAACUGGAGGUUGGACUGCGAGCAGAUGAAAGAAAUGCCCUGCAGCAAGAAAUUUACUGUCUUAAAGAGGAGCUCAAUGAUGUGAAUAAAAGACAUGAAUCCAUGAUGGAGGAGGUCAGAUCAACUGGUUUAGACCCACAGCUCAUUGUCUCAUCUGUGAAGAAUUUGCAAGAAGAGAACUCAAAGCUGAAAGAAACAUGUGAGGCUGACAAGGGUGAGAAAGCAGCUCUAAAGGAAAAACUAGACACCAUGGAGAAGCUUUUGGAGAAAAAUGCUGUUCUGGAGAAUUCCCUUUCUGAUUUGAAUGCUGAGCUGGAGAGCGUCAGAGGAAAGGUAAAGGUAUUGGAAGAAACUUGUGAAUCUUUGCUUGGGGAGAAAUCCACUCUUGCUGCUGAGAAGGGCACCUUGUUUUCUCAGUUACAAACUACAGCUGAAAAGCUGGAGAAGCUCUCAGAAAAAAACAACCUUUUAGAAAAUUUACUAUUUGAUAUGAAUGCUGAGCUUGAAGGAUUGAGGGUAAAGUCAAAUACUUUAGAAGACUGUUGCCUGUUGCUUGACAAUGAGAAGUUCAGUCUCAACUCUGAGAAAGAGACCUUAGUUUCACAAUUGAACAUUACUCGUGGAACACUGAAAGAUCUUGAGAAACAAUGUAGUGAAUUGGAACUACAGCAUUUGGAUCUAAAAGCAGAAAGGGAGUCUGCACUUCGAAAGGUGGAAGAGCUACUGGUUUCCUUAUAUGCUGAGAGGGAAGAGCAUUCCAGAGUUGUGCAAUUGAAUGAAGCUUACUUGGCUGAGAAGGAAUUACAAAUUCAUAUUCUACAAGAAGAUGCAAAUUGCCAGAAAAAGGAAUAUGAGGAAGAACUAGACAGAGCUGUACAUGCUCAAAUGGAAAUUUUCAUCUUGCAGAAAUGUAUACAGGAUUUGGAGCAAAAAUACUUCUCCCUUCUAGUUGAGUGUCAGAGACUCUUGGAGGCAUCCAAAAUGUCUGAUAGAUUGAUUUCUAAAUUGGAGAAUGACAAUGUUCAAAAGCAGGUUAAUGCGAAUUUGUUGUCUGAGAAAAUUAAAACUCUAAGGAUUGGGCUGCUUCAGGUGUUAAAGACUCUUGACAUUAACAGCAAGCAUUGGUGUGAAGAUAUGAUUGAAGAAGACCAGGAGCUUCUGAACCAUAUACAUGACAAACUUCAGGAGACACAGAAUUCUUGUGUCACAAUUUUCAAUGAAAGCCAGCAAGUGGCUAUUGAGAAUUCAGUUCUUGUUACAUUCCUUGGGCAGUUGAAAUUAAAGACUGAAAAUCUUUUGACUGAAAGAGAUGCCCUUGAUGAGGAGUUGAAGAUCCAGUCUAAGCAGUUCUUGGCAUUGCAAGCAGAGGUCCAGAAUAUACUGGAGAAGAAUCAGGAAUUGAAGGUGACAAAAAUUAGGGGAGAAGAGAAAAUGAAAGUAAUGACAUCUGAAAUAGAGAAUCUAUGCAAACAGCUGUCAGACUUGGAAGAGGCUCACAGAAACAUAAAGGAAGAAAGCUAUAAAACAUUUGAAGAGAAAAGUUCCUUGAUGAGAAGAUUUCUAGACCUGGGUGAAGAGAAAAGUAACUUGGAAGAAGAAAUCUGCAUCAUGAUUGAUGAGACAAUAGCUCAAUCUAAUAUUUCUCUCAUCUACCAGAACAUUGUCUUUGAACAACUCCUGGUACGUAAAGAGCUUAGCAAAGAUCUUGAUAAACUUUGUUUAGUAAAUACCAACCUUGAGGAGAGGUUAAAAAUAAUGAUGGGCAAACUGGAAGAUGCACAAAUGGAAAAUUCAUGUCUUAAAGAGUCUUUUGUAAGUUCGAACAUUGAACUAAAAUUAGUUGAGACUGUCAAUGAUCAAUUAAAUUGUCAUAUUAGUAAUGGAAAGGAGUUGUUGACUCAAAAGGAAAACGAGAUUUUGGAAGCAGCAGAGAUGUUCAGUGCUUUACGUGAUGAGAAAACAGAGUUGCAUAGAUUGGUGGAAGAUCUGAAGAGCAGGUACGACGAGGCCAAGGUGAUACUUGAAGACCAAGCUAGUCAAAUUUUGAAAUUAUCCACAGACAAGGACCGUCAAAAUGAAGAGCUUGGAUGUGUUUGUGAAGUGAAUCAGAAGUUAGAAGCUGAAAUAAGGGACUUGAAUCAAGAACUUGGGGAAACUAAACUGAGGGAAGAGAAGUUAAGUUAUGAACUACUCAAGGGAGCAAAUGAGGCUGAACAAUGGGAAACUCAGGCUACCACAUUCUACACGGAACUGCAAAUUUCUGAUGUCAAUGAGACCUUAUUUGAAGACAAGGUCCGUGAGCUAGCUGAAGAAUGUGAGAUGUUUGAACUCAGAAGCAAUUCCAAAGGUAUGGAAAGUGAAAAGCUGAAAGAAAGAGUUAACAAGUUGGAAUGUGAAAACGGGAGACUACGUGGUCAGUUGGCUGCUUAUGUUCCAGCUAUCAGUGGUUUGAGUGACCGUAUAACAUCCUUGGAGAUGCAGACGCUUUUACAUGCAGAUCCUCAUGACCGCAAAGAAUCAAAGGUUAAAAAUUUGGCGAAUCACACGUACACUGAAGGUGGUCCACAAACACGUGAAGGUCAGAAUGCUAUGGCAACAGAUGCACAAACAGACUUCCAAGACAUGCAGCAAAGGAUCAAUGCAAUUGAAAUGGCUGUUAAAAAGAUGAAUGAAAGUUUCCAACCUAAGGAUGAAAUGAGAGAGAUUCAAGAGCAUCAAGGUGGACCUGCUGAUGAACGGAAGACAAGGAAAUCAGUGUCAGAUAUCCUUGUAGAAGAAAUUGAAGUUCUGCCAAAAGACAUCAUGCUUGAUCAAACGACUGAAUGUUCAUCAUAUGGGAUAAGUAGGAGAGGAACUCAUAAGUUUGAUGAUCAGAUGCUCGAAUUGUGGGAAACUGCUGAUGAGGAUGGCAUUAUUGGCCUGACAGUUGGAAAGGCACACAAGACAGCCACAUCACCUGCUGGAUACCAUCAAAGGAGAGCAACCAAGGAAUCCAAAAACAAAUAUCCUUCAGUAGAGUCCUUGAUUGAAAAGGAGUUGAGUGUGGACAAGUUAGAGAUCUCAAGAAGAUUGACUAAGCCACAGCCUCAUCAAGAAGGCAACAAGAGGAAGAUUUUAGAGAGACUUGAUUCUGAUGCUCAAAAGUUGACAAACCUUGAAAUUACCGUACAGGAUUUGAUGAACAAGGUGGAAAUUACUGAGUUGAGCACACAUGGAAAAGGUAUUGAGUAUGACACAGUGAAAGGGCAGCUUGAAGCUGCUCAGGAGGCCAUCACAAAGUUGUUUGAUGCCAACCGCAAGUUGAUGAAGAAUGUAGAAGAGGGUACCUCGUCCUUUGCUGGGAAGUCUACAACUGAGUCAGAUGAGAGUGGAGGCGUUAGCAGAAGGAGAGUUUCAGAACAGGCUCGGAGAGGGUCAGAAAAAAUAGGACGGCUGCAGUUGGAGGUGCAAAGACUGCAAUUUUUACUUCUAAAACUGAAUGAUGAAAAAAAAGGCAAAGGGAAAACAUUGAUUGAUGAUCGAAAUCCAAAAGUUCUAUUGCGAGAUUACCUCUAUGAUGGGACGAGAAAGAAGUACCAGAAGAGGAAGAAGAAAGCACCCUUUUGUGCAUGCAUACAGCCUCCGACCAAGGAAAAUUGA